GCCGUCAAAAUGACGUAACGCCAUACGUUCCGAAUCGUUUGUUUUGUCAGUUUUCCCAAUCAGUUGUCAAAUGUGUUUUUGUGAGCGUUCGCGAGUGACGAACCGCGCCGCUUCCUAAUUACCGUUUUAAUUAAAAUACGAUUGUUUAUUACACAUUUAUAAGCCAAGCGUCUUAAUAUUGCGCUGGUAAAUAAUGAUAAUCACUCUCGGGAGUUAGUGUGAUCAAGAAGUACGUUAGGAAAACAAUAAAAUCGGUUUUAUUGUAGUCACAAUGGUGAAAGAUGGACGUAAAUAUCGGUCGUUGUCGAUCUAGCGUAUCGUUUUAAUGCCGACGGUCUAUGAAAUGUGAUCUAGUGCAACUGAAAUAAAGGAUUUUAUAAACUACAGUGUAUCACGAUGGCUGACGAGUCCAGCGUGCGAGUAGCCGUCAGGAUCCGUCCGCAGACACCAAGUGAAGUGGUCGAAGGCUGCGGUAUAUGCGCUCGCGCCGGUGGCGCGGCCGGCGACGGAGGAGUAGCGCUAGGAUCUGAACGCGCCUUCACCUUCGACUAUGCCUUCGAACCUUCGUCAUGCCAGCAGAUUGUGUACGACACUUGUGUCAGGAAACUCGUGGAAGCAGCUCUCGAUGGAUACAAUGCUACUGUACUCGCUUAUGGUCAGACUGGUUCCGGCAAGACCUACACGAUGGGCAGUGGCUGGGAGGGCGAAGGUGAUGGUGAUGAAGAUCGUCGAGGCAUCAUCCCCCGAGCCAUCCGUGACCUGUUCGCCGGCGCAGAGGCGAGGGCCGAUGAGGCGCGCGCACAGGGCCAGCUCCCACCCGAGUUCUCAGUACAAGCGCAGUUCAUAGAGCUUUAUAAUGAGGAUAUCGUUGAUCUGCUUGAUCCUGCUAAAGAUCCUUUUGCUAAGGGCGCACUCAGGAUAACAGAAGACGGCUGUGGCGGCGUCAGAAUAGUUGGAGCUUCAAUGCGAGCAGUCAGAGGCGCCAGAGAGGCUCUAGGGGCACUUCGAGCUGGUGCCUUAGCCAGAACAACAGCAGCUACCAACAUGAACUCCUCGUCAUCACGGUCACACGCAGUAUUCACACUCUUACUUAGACAAAGGAGGUUGGCACCAGAUCAAGAUACGACCGUCGAUAGGGAAGCGGAUUCGGAGGCACCUGAGCAAUAUGAGACACUGACUGCGAAAUUCCAUUUUGUUGAUCUAGCUGGUUCCGAGAGAUUAAAACGCACAGGGGCAACCGGCGAGCGCGCAAAAGAAGGCAUAUCAAUAAACUGCGGCCUCCUUGCAUUAGGAAACGUAAUAUCAGCCCUUGGGGAUCGAUCUCGCAAAGUACUGCAUGUUCCGUACCGAGACUCAAAGCUCACGAGGCUGCUCCAAGACUCCUUAGGAGGCAACAGUAACACGGUCAUGAUAGCCUGUGUGUCCCCAAGCGAUAGGGACUUCAUGGAGACACUGAACACGUUGAAGUAUGCGAACAGAGCGAGGAAUAUUAAGAAUAGGUGUGUGGUGAACCAGGAUCUGACUUCGCGAACUAUACAUCAGUUGAGGCAGGAGGUAGCGAGGCUGCAGCUUGAGCUUGCUGAGUAUAAACAGGGCAAACGCGUAAUAUCAGAAAACGGCGAAGAAGGCUGGAGCGAUGUGGUCCAAGAAAACGCGAUCCUCACUGGCGAGGUGGAGUCUCUCCGACGCAGAGUGAAAGCGAUGCAAGGCACUAUAGAGCAACUAUCUGCGCGGAACAGUGAGCUCAUUGCGGAGAAGGCACUCGGCAACUGGGGACCUAAGGAUGGCAGCCCAGAUGCUAAUGAGUGCUCACUCACGUCUCUUGUACAGGGCUACGUAAGCGAAAUAGAAGAUCUUCGAGCACAGUUACUGGAAUCAAACGCGAUGUAUGAAGCGAGUCGCAAGCGCGAGGCGACGGUCGCACGGACGAGGCACGACUCCGUGCAAGAUCCCUCGCUUAUCAUUGAUGAUGCUAAACGGGAAUUGUAUAAGGAAAAAGAGCUCCUCGCUCGCAGUAUGGGCGAACUAGAAUUCCAGCGCAAACUGAACAUGAGCGAGAGUAUGACGAGUGCGGUCGACGACAGACCCAUCGGCGAGAGAGAACGCGCCGAGGGAGAGAGUGCUGACGACUCAGAACCUUCCGACGGUGAUGGAGAACCGAGUGAUUCGGAGGAAGAGGACUCGGAGGCUAAAGGUCAACGCGUCCUCUCAGCCCAACUGGCAGCUCUCAGCGAGGACAUAGACACCAAAGCCCGGUUAAUAGAACAACUAGAACUGUCACAACGACGCCUACAAGCGCUGAGGACGCAUUAUGAACAACGCCUGGAUACGCUACACCAUCAGAUUAAAGCUACCAAUGAUGAGAAGGAUAAGGUGCUUGCUUCGUUAUCUACACAAGCCUCCCCUCCAAGCGAGAAACUAAAGCGCGUUAAAGAAGAGUACGAGCGCCGCGUCGCAGGCAUGUCGCGCGAGUUGAAGCGUCUUCAGGCGGCACAGCGCGAACACACGCGGCUACAGCGCUCGCAGCAACAGACGCAGCAACAGAUAUCCACGCUAAGGAGCGAGCUGCAGAAUAUGAAGAGGGAUAAGGUAAAAUUAGUACAACGCAUGCGCGAGGAGGCUAAGCGACAUGCUCAAGCUGAAGCACAACGUGCUAAAGAGGUUGCACAACUGCGCAAAGAAUCCCGUAAGAACGCGAACCUAAUAAGAUCACUUGAAGCUGAAACUAAAAUGAAAGAAGCGGUGUUGCGUCGCAAACAAGAGGAAGUUUCAUUACUAAGACGGGGGCAUCGCGAUAAGCUUAGCAGUAGAGCGGCAGGCAGGUUACAUGAUCGUUCCCGAGCCCGCAAGAGCACAUCCUACCGCGAAGCAUGGUCUCGGCUCGAGUGCUGGGUGUCACGCGCAUGCGCGGCACGAUGCACGCUCGGUGAACUAGAAGCCGCGCUCGAACGAUUGCUGCAACAACGAGAGAAGGCCAGGAAUAACGACCAGGACCCUGAUGCUAAACAUCUGUUGGGAUACCUCAGGGAGUCUAUUGCUGACACUCAGGCGCAGAUCAUGCAGAUUGAGGAGGAAAAUGACGAGAACAUGUUGCCUCGUCUACUGGAUCACAUAGACUCGGCGGAGGCGGGGCGCUACUCGCUGGAGCGGCUGGCGGCGCUGACGCUGCAGCACGCGCAGGACGCCGCGCGCAACCUCAAGAUGUUGCACGACACGCGCGCGCAGCUUAAGGAGCUGGAAGAGACAGCGGACCGCACGGCGAGCGCGCUGCGUCUCGCGAACACGGGCGAUCAGAACCUCAACCCCUGGGGGACUGUACCCGCAGCGCUUCAUGCUUUACUAGCGCAUGUCUCUUCUGGCACCUCUACUAGAUCUGUGUCGCCUGUUGACAGUGCACUGUUGGAGACGCGUCCUCCGAAUGGUAUCCGCGAAUCAAACACAGCGCCUACUUCGCCGCCUGACGACAACACUCCCUCACCCUUCCAGCGAAACAUUCCCCGUCGUGGGUCAGUGCGACUACGUGACUUGGGAGUGAUAGGUCGCGAAGAGGACCCAAUGACGCAGUCGCUUAUGGAGCCCUCCACUCCUCGCCCCGCGCCGCUCAGCCGCGUGCCAUCCGCCCCUGGCAGUCUUAGAGGCCUACAACCCCUCAACAACACAACGAGCGUCCUAGCAUCUCCCGUAGCAGUCCGUCGCCCGGGUGCUCCGCCCGAGUCCCCGCGGCCGCCGCGCCGACACCACAACCUCACAAAGCCAGCCUCCUUAGAGGCGAGCACGACGGUGGGCACUCCGCCCGCGUCUCCCGGCGCGGCCAGACGUGCGCGAGACGAUGACGUCUUCUUACGGCUGGCGGGCGUGGGGAACGAUAACACGCCGCAAGGAGUUGUUAAGGAAAUUGCGUUGAAGCGUGUAAGUGGCAGCGGCGGCAACAACACGUCGGCGUGGCUGCAGUGCACGCACGUCGCGGAGGGACACGCGGGCGCCGCGCUUGCGCUCGCUGCCACCAACAACAUGCUCUUCAGUGGUGGCGUUGACCGCACAGUCCGCGGCUGGGACUUCCGCGCGGGCGCGGAGGCGUGGCGCGGGUGGUGCGGCGGCGGCGUGGCGGCGCUGGCGGCCGGCGAGCCCGACGCACGGGACUCGCGCCUUGUGCUGGCCGCCGCCGGGGCUGCGGUCAGGAUGUUCGAUACUAGGUCUAGGACGCCUGUUACUACGUUGUGGUCAUCAGGUGCGACGGGUCCUUGCCCCGCUAACCGCGGCGUGGGGGGUGAGGUAGCUGUCACUGCGCUAGCACUCACGCAGAACCAUCGACUAUAUACCGCGGCUGGAGACAAGCUAAGGCUGUGGGAUUUGCGCAUGAUGGAAUGCGUCUGCAAGCUAUGGACGGGUCACGCGGCGGCAGUGAUGUGCCUGAGUGUGGGGCGGGCGCCGCACGGUGACCUGGUGGCCACGGGCUCCAAGGACCACUACGUCAGGACCCUCGACAUGCUGCCGCAGGACACUGGUAACUGGGAAGCCAGUAACCGCUGGCUGCUGGAGCCGCCACACUACGACGGGGUGCAAGCUCUAGCGCUGUGCCAGGACGAUGCGGUGCUGUACAGCGCCUCGCGGGACACCAGCCUCAAGCGGUGGAGCCUCACCGACCAUACACUCACACAUGGAGUAAUGAACGCACACAAGGGCUGGGUGACCGGCGUGUGCGCGGUGGGCGCGGGCUCCGACCUCCUCGUGGGCAGCUGCGGCCGCGACGCCGCAUUACGCCUGUGGAGCCCCGCGCUGCGCCCCGCCGCCCCGGCCGCCGCGCUGCCCGACCUGCCGCAUGCACUGCGGGCACACCCACAACCCGACAUGAGGAUCCUGUACACCGCCGGCAACGGCGGCGAAGUGCGAGCGUGGCGGGUCACCCUCGAGCAGUGAGCGACCUCAGCAACGGCAGUGUAAGAUGCUGGCGAGUUCGCAAGACGAGAUGACCAUCAGCCGCGUGCUCCGCGCCGAGCACGCCGCACUCACCACACGCGAGACCCCUCACUCUCUCGCGCCCCCAAACACCCCUCACCCCCACCCGCCCCGUGCCCCCAUUUCGCCCCAUGACCCCAACCCGCCCCGUCACGCCAUUGACAGCAGGGACGCGCUCGCGCAGAGCAUGGAGGUGACUACACCACUACACUCGCAGGAAACACGCAUACAGAUGACAAUUAACUGUAAGAAAAUAAUCAGGCAAGCUUGUUGUACUAAGUAUUAUUGUCACCAAAAUAUCGUUCUGUCUAUAAUAGUUAAAAUGACAGGAUAUAUUUGAAAAUACUAAAUAUAUGAUCGUAAUUUGAUAAUGAUGUAGCUUGACCUAAGUUAGUAAAUAACGUACAAUAAAGGAAAUAGACAACGGCCUACAGUAUUCAAGUAUGUCACAAAUACCUUGAGAAUAUAUUCCCUAAUCAAAGUAAUUUGAACUGUAUUUUCACUUACAAAAGGUUGAAUUUUAGCUUAAGUAAUAAACAGUCGUAGGGAGACAUGAAUCUGUCUUUAGAAGUAGAUAGUUGUAUGUAAAUGUUGCGUAUUUCGUCGGCCUAAAUACGACGUUUGAAAAGAUAAACAAUUGUAUUACAAUUGUAGUUUUCUAGUUAAUGUUUGAUCUCUGAAGUUUUAGACAAAAAGCAUUGAAAUUGACAAAUUGUUUUAGAGAAUAAUCAGACAUAUUUGAUUAUGUUAAUACAACGAUUAUUUGCGAAUACGAAUGUUGGCAGCAAUUAAUUUUAAUAUCUUUAUUAUACAAGAUUUAUUUUCUUCGAGAUUAUUUUAAGUGUUGUACAGCUAUAUGUUUUAAUUAUACAAAAUCUAUUCUUUGAACAAAUACUAACCAAAAAUAUCAUGUAUUAUUUCAAUAUUUUAUUAUUUAGAUAUCAAUUGAAUUUUUAAUCGUUUUUAAUCAUGAGAGAAUCGACUGGCUUCAAAUACAAGGACAUUCCAAUAAUAAAUCUCAAAGACAAUUUACAGACAGACCUUAAAGUGAAAAUUACAAUCAAUUUUUUAAUUAAAUAAUUUUAAUAUUUAGAAAUAAGAAAUGUAUCACAUAUGCAAUGAUUAUGAAGUAUUAAGGUUAAAUAAAAUUAUAGAUUUUAUCGAUAAUGACACAUAGUGUGUAGCUUCACUAUAUUCUUAGUCCGAGAUAUCGUCGCUUGGGGGAUAUGGCGCUAGUGUGCCCAAUAAUUCAAGAUGACCUCUUGGCUGUAUUUACCCUGAAGUUAUUUUAUAGUUUUUUUCUUUUUAAUAUAUAUUUUGAAUCAUUUUUAUAUAGCAUAAGAAAUAAUUUCCUGCUCAAUUGGCUUGGGAGCUUUAAUAAAACAAUAUUUCGUAUGUUAGACAUAAAAAACUCACUAGUGCUGUAGACUCCAAGACGAGUCGUGUGAUAGCGUCAGUAUACUGCUAGAAGAUGGCCUUCUCGUAAUAAAAAAAUAUUAUUGUUGUAACACAAAUUAUUUCAACGCUUAAGUCAUGAUACUGGGACUUAAAAUUGCUUACUUAUUAUCCCUGAAAUAAUGUGGCUAAAAAUUACACUUUAUUUAUCUUACUUCCAACUUGACCAUUAUCAGCUUUUCUUGUCUGCUCUACACCUUACAAAUUCUUUUCUCUAUGUUCUUAAUACGUUAUCCAUACUAAAUCCCAGUUUCAUAACUUAAGCUUGAUCUCUUAGAGAUUAUAUUCCUAUAACUAGGAACGGCCUUAGCUUAGCUUCAAUGUUCACGCGUAGUAGAAUUUUAAAGUCGGGGUGGCAGUUUUAGGACAAAUUGGCAUUUUCUAGGGUAAAUGUAUGGGAAUUUAGUUGGAUAUGUUAUGGAAUUGUUGGGGUAUACGUAGUGCCAUCCCCUUGGGUUGCCAAUGGUUGUAAAGUACUCUUUUUAAAAACUUUUUGGUAGCGAAUGAAAAAUAUCUUAAAAAAUAUAUUAAUGAAAUUACUACAAGCUACAAUUUAUUUACGUUAUGGGAAAGUUAGAGUACGCUGAAGCUGAUGUUUGCAAAUGAUUGAAUCAUCAUUUAGAAGCCAACGCAUUAAUUGCCAAAUUGUACGCACAAUCCCCCGCCAAUGUUAUGAAAGCCAAGAUUUUUUAGCCCAAUUUAGCCAACUUAACAACAUCAAACAACGUUGGACAAAGUGAAAUUAUGUAGGUGUUAUG
This is a messenger RNA of Helicoverpa armigera (cotton bollworm), 7169 nucleotides long. It is a transcript of the gene Klp31E, whose product is annotated as kinesin-like protein KIF21A. Gene Ontology annotation, biological process: spindle elongation; mitotic spindle organization; microtubule-based movement. Bases 397 to 4917 code for a protein of 1506 amino acids. The transcript is spliced from 29 exons. Lineage: Eukaryota; Metazoa; Arthropoda; Insecta; Lepidoptera; Noctuidae. Gene Ontology annotation, molecular function: ATP binding; microtubule motor activity; microtubule binding. The record is from RefSeq and is a predicted model, not a curated record. Gene Ontology annotation, cellular component: microtubule associated complex.